Molecule: messenger RNA, 1089 nt
Organism: Pocillopora meandrina
Lineage: Eukaryota; Metazoa; Cnidaria; Anthozoa; Scleractinia; Pocilloporidae
Source: the annotation of a GenBank genome assembly
AUGCUUUUGGCGAACAUCAUGGCCGUGAUGAUUCAUGGUGUGCUUCUAAAACGGAUUCCUCCAAGUACACCCAUAAAGAUCUGCCUCAUGGGAAACCCGUCCAUGAAAAACAACUUCGAAAACACAGGGAUGUCAAUUUCAGUGCUGACAUCACUGUUUGGAGAACAUAGCACAGACACUGUUAUAGAGAAACUUAUCCCUGUAGCUAAUUCCCAAAGCAAUGAAUCUUUCAGUGGUGUAGUCGGGUACAAGAACCUAAAAUUUCGCCACUAUGGAGUAAGCGGAAGUAAUGAUUUUCAAGUGUCCUGUUGUGUCUCACCAAAAAUAUAGGUUACGAAUAGAUCUCAAGAACACUAGAGUGGCUAAGAUUGAGCCGGAGAUUUUUGUAAAGAACUCAACGAAAACAUGGAUAGGAAAAGUCACAUGCACAAAUGUAGAAAGUCAACUGUAGAAUUUAAACGAUGAAGAUCACAGUUAAGCAAGCGAAAAAUUUUCAGACGUAGCUAGAAAAGAUACCAAAGAGACAAGAACGUAUGAAAGUAACGUUGGACUAAACUUGAAAUUAUCCGAGACAUCAGGCGAAGUCAACAUUACAUUGUCAAUUAAUGUACUUUAUGCUGUUCACAUUACAAAAACAAAACAAGAAAAAUAUGAAAAUGCAGUACAAAAAUUCACACAGCGACCAUGUACUAGGGAGGAAAAGUUCGACGAUCAUAAAUUCUCUAAUUUUGUUUUAUUUGACACGGAAACAAAUUCCACUGGAGAGCUAACAGAGCAGAACUUUGCCAGGUAGCUGCCGUAGAUCACUCUGGCAAACAGUUUCAGUUCUGCAUUCUUCCCAACAGAGACAUCGAUCCUCACACGUCAAAAGUAAACCAGCUUAUUGUGAAAACUGUUAACGGAAAGCGUACUCUAUUCAAAGAGAGUCAAGCUCUAGCAACUUUACCUUUAAAAAGUGCACUAACUGAUCUCUUAACCUUUCUAAAGGAAAGCGCAACCGCAUCUGCUUCGAACACAUCAAAGCCCGUUUGCACAGUCCUUGCAGGUCACAAUGUAUUUUCAUUUGACAUUCCCAUUCUCCUACGAAAU